AAGUCUUCUGGGUUCGUCUUUCUGGACCCCCAACCCCAGGUGACAAGGCCAGGAGAAGCAGGUAUAAAGAUCUGAAGUCAUCAUUCCUGUCCAAAGAUGGAGAACAGUACCACUACCAUUUCUCGGGAGGAGCUUGAAGAACUACAAGAAGCCUUCAAUAAAAUAGAUAUUGACAACAGUGGGUAUGUAAGUGACUAUGAACUUCAGGACCUGUUUAAAGAAGCCAGCCUCCCUCUUCCUGGCUACAAGGUGCGCGAGAUCGUGGAGAAGAUUCUAGCAGUCGCUGACAACAACAAAGAUGGCAAAAUUAGUUUUGAAGAAUUUGUGUCGCUAAUGCAAGAGUUAAAAAGCAAAGAUAUCAGCAAGACUUUCCGGAAAAUAAUCAACAAAAGGGAAGGGAUCACUGCCAUCGGAGGGACCUCGUCCAUUUCCAGUGAGGGGACACAGCACUCAUACUCAGAGGAGGAGAAAGUGGCUUUCGUGAACUGGAUCAACAAAGCCCUGGAAAAUGACCCUGACUGCAAGCAUCUUUUACCCAUGAAUCCCAAUGACAACAGUCUCUUCAAGUCACUUGCAGAUGGCAUCCUUCUUUGCAAAAUGAUCAACUUGUCUGAGCCAGAUACAAUCGAUGAGAGAGCCAUUAAUAAGAAAAGGCUCACUCCUUUUACUGUUUCUGAGAAUUUGAACCUGGCCCUGAAUUCUGCCUCCGCCAUUGGCUGUACAGUGGUGAACAUUGGGGCGCAAGACCUCAAAGAAGGCAAGCCCCACUUGGUCCUGGGGCUUCUCUGGCAGAUCAUCAAAGUUGGUCUGUUUGCGGACAUUGAGCUUUCCAAGAACGAAGCUCUGAUCGCCUUGCUGAACAACGGUGAGGAUCUGGAUGAGCUCAUGAAACUGUCACCCGAGGAACUGCUGCUGAGAUGGGUCAACUACCACCUGACCAACGCGGGGUGGCGUCCAAUCAGCAACUUCAGCCAGGACAUCAAGGAUUCAAGAGCCUAUUUUCACCUGCUCAAUCAGAUCGCUCCUAAAGGUGACCGAGGAGAUGGUCCUGCUGUUGCCAUUGACAUGUCUGGAUUUAACGAGAAAAAUGACCUGAAGCGCGCUGAGUUCAUGCUCCAAGAGGCAGAUAAACUGGGCUGCAGGCAGUUUGUCACCCCUGCAGAUGUGGUUUCAGGCAACCCUAAACUGAAUUUAGCCUUUGUAGCUAAUCUUUUUAACACAUAUCCAUGUCUACACAAGCCUGAUAACAACGACAUCGAUAUAAAUUUACUGGAAGGGGAGAGUAAAGAGGAGAGGACGUUUCGAAACUGGAUGAAUUCCUUGGGGGUCAACCCAUACGUUAAUCAUCUGUACAGUGACCUUGCAGAUGCGUUGGUGAUCUUUCAGCUCUACGAAAUGAUCCGAGUGCCUGUCAACUGGAGCCAUAUCAACAAGCCCCCUUACCCUGCUCUUGGAGGGAACAUGAAGAAGAUUGAAAACUGUAACUAUGCAGUGGAGCUUGGGAAGAACGAGGCCAAAUUCUCCUUGGUUGGCAUUGGGGGGCAGGACCUCAAUGAAGGGAAUGCAACCCUCACGCUGGCACUGCUAUGGCAACUGAUGCGAAGGUAUACGCUGAAAGUGUUAUCGGAUCUUGGGGAUGGUGAAAAAGUAAAUGAUGACAUUAUUAUUAAAUGGGUCAAUCAGACUCUUAAAAAUGCAAACAAAAAAACGUCCAUUUCUAGCUUCAAGGAUAAAUCUAUCAGCACGAGCUUACCUGUCCUAGAUUUAAUAGAUGCUAUAGCACCAAAUGCAGUUCGUCAGGAGAUGGUCAAGAGGGACAACCUUUCUGAUGAGGACAAGCUGAACAACGCUAAAUAUGCCAUUUCAGUCGCUCGAAAGAUCGGGGCCCGGAUAUACGCACUGGCUGAUGACCUGGUAGAAGUGAAACCGAAGAUGGUUAUGACGGUGUUCGCGUGCUUAAUGGGAAAAGGACUGAACAGAAUAAAAUAACGGAACACUUUGUAUGCUCUUCUGCCACAUUAAACACAUCGAAUGCCUCA
Messenger RNA from Castor canadensis (American beaver), 2039 nucleotides. Lineage: Eukaryota; Metazoa; Chordata; Mammalia; Rodentia; Castoridae. The record is from RefSeq and is a predicted model, not a curated record.